UACCUUUCAGUUUGCACUUGUUUGUCAAGAUAGGUAAGCAUAGGCUCAGAUAUUUACUCGGGGAUUCCAUCGCACCGUGCGGACGCCCCUCAAUGAAUAGAAAUAGAAUGGGGCAAGCUUGUACUGGCCGCAAACGCCAUCAUCUGUACAUUUCGUUUUGUUGAUUAUGUUUUGCGCUUGUGAUUCGGAUAGAACUUGGAGAGUGAAGCAUAUGCUCCAAGCAGAGCAGAGAAGUAGCAGUUAGGCAAAGCGAGAAGGCGGGCAAUGGAGUCGGAGACGGCAGAGGUGCUCCUGCCGCGGCUGGAGCAGCCUGUCUCCUCCGUCGACCAUCUCGGUCAUCUGGCCUCCCGCGGCAGUUCCGGCGGGUGGCACGCCGCUCUCUUCAUCAUCGGUACAAAGAAGAAGACGCAGCUAGCAAGCACAUCAUUUGCCUUUUCUGUGUUGAACAUGUUGCAUGUUUUCCACGGAUGUAUGUAGGAGUGGAGGUCGCCGAACGGUUCGCAUUUUGUGGCAUCAUAGGCAACCUGAUGAUCUACCUCACGGGCCCGCUCGGCCAGUCGACGGCGGCCGCCGCGUCGGCCGUCAGCGCGUGGCACGGUGCGGCCAUGCUGUUGCCGCUGCUCGGCUCAGCCGUCGCCGACUCCUGGCUUGGCCGCUACCGCACCGUCAUCUCCGCAUCAAUCCUCUACAUCUUGGGACUUGGCAUGCUCAUCCUCUCAACGGUUCUCGCGCCGGGAGAGCCGCCAGGAUGGGCAGGCAAGGUGCCGGGCUCAGCCUGGUGCGCGACAACUUCGUCCGCUCAGGUGGCCCUCUUCUUCUUCUCCCUCUACCUGGUGGCGAUCGCUCAGGGCGGCCACAAGCCCUGCGUCCAGGCGUUUGGCGCCGACCAGUUCGACGAAAACGACCCCCGCGAGCUGGCCUCCAGGAGCUCCUUCUUCAACUGGUGGUACUUUGCUGCCUAUGGCGGCAACACCGUCCCCGUCUCGGUUCUGAACUACGUGCAGGAGAGCGUAAGCUGGCAGCUCGGGUUCGUCAUCCCGUGCGUGGCCAUGGCUCUCGCCCUUGCCGUCUUCUGUCUAGGAACCAAGACUUAUCACUUCCAUCCACUGCCAAGUGCUAAAAUGCAAGCACACUGGACAGGAGGAUUGGCACCCUAGUCGUACCAGCAGCUUCCCUGCAAAACCUGGUAAGCGCGUCACUCAUGAUCUUUCUGCCGAUCUACGAGCGAGUCUUGGUUCCACUUGCCAGGAAGCACACCAAGAACCCU
Molecule: messenger RNA, 1267 nt
Organism: Lolium rigidum
Lineage: Eukaryota; Viridiplantae; Streptophyta; Magnoliopsida; Poales; Poaceae
Product: protein NRT1/ PTR FAMILY 5.10-like
Exons: 3
Coding region: 468-1157 (229 amino acids)
Biological process (GO): oligopeptide transport; transmembrane transport
Cellular component (GO): membrane
Molecular function (GO): transmembrane transporter activity
Source: RefSeq, a predicted model, not a curated record